Messenger RNA from Verticillium dahliae VdLs.17, 2076 nucleotides. RefSeq names its product fungal specific transcription factor domain-containing protein. The transcript is spliced from 5 exons. Lineage: Eukaryota; Fungi; Ascomycota; Sordariomycetes; Glomerellales; Plectosphaerellaceae. Gene Ontology annotation, biological process: DNA-templated transcription. The coding region runs from base 1 to 2076 and encodes 691 amino acids. The record is from RefSeq and is a predicted model, not a curated record. Gene Ontology annotation, molecular function: DNA binding; zinc ion binding.
AUGAGUCUUGCUUAUGUGACUACGAGGAGGAAUAGUGCUGAUUUCAUGAUACCUAGUGCGACCGAUGUCGUCGGCGAAAGAGAGCAAAAUGUCGAGCACAUCGCGAAGACGGUCGACGACCUGAAGCACAUGCUACAGAACCUUCGUCACGAGCAUCCGCCAGGUUCAGGCCCAGGUCCCACCCAGCACGGCACUGCCUCAGCUGCCACCUUGUCGCGACCGUCUCUGGCUUCGGCUCAGACUUCUGAGAUUAGAUCUAGAAGGUCACCGGCAGUGCUUCAGUCAGAGUUCGGCGGCGAGUCUUCCAUCUCCGCGCAUGCCUUGUUCGCCACGACUUUUCUUCAGAAUGUGGUCGGCAACAGCCAUUCCCCGAGGGUCACCGUGGAAAUGGCACCAGUCAUGCAGACCCUAAGCAGCAUUGCCGACGUUCAGAACCAGACAGCCGCCUCUUCAGAAACCUUGUUUCCGCACGCCAGGCCGCUGGAGGACGGGAGAAAACCAGUCAACUUCCCUACGCCGGCAGCCGACAAGGUUUUUGGCUGUCUGCGUAUGGCUCAAGAACAUGACAUGGUGGAGGCCUUGUGGCUGCCCGAGUUUGAGUCCAUGGGCCAUUUUACAGAAUAUGUCAUCAAAGUCUGCUCCCUCGGGCCAUCGUCUGAAGCAGAGCUCAUCAUCUUCAACACAGGCAUGUUCUGGCUGUUUCUCGAGUGCGCCAGUUUCAUGGAAGACGAAGACGAGAUGAAUGAUUAUACCGCGCAAUCAUAUCUCUGCCGGGAUAACCUUGAAACGCUGCUGGCUCAUUUGGGAUAUCACAUACCAAAUACCAUGGAUUACAUCUACGCGCUGAAUAUGGCGACCACCUACUGUCUCCAAACCAUCAAGACGACAGCCGCGUGGUCCUUCAUCUCGACGAGUGCACACGCCUGUCAGGCCCUCGGUCUGCACAGCGCCGUCUCGCUCCAUCCCGCGUCGCCCGCGCAGCAGGUGAGGAAGCUUCGGCUCUUCUGGGCCGUAUAUGGGAGCGAAAAGGGGCUUGCCCUGCGUCUGGGCCGCUCCUCCAACAUUCGCGACAGUGAUAUCACCAUUCCGCGCCCCAAACAGCCGACAGGGCCCGACUUGCUCAUCAACAAACUGACGCCGCUGUGGACGCAAGCAGCGGCCCUGCAGGGCCGGCUCUACGAUGAAAUCUACAGCCCGGGGGCGUUUCUCCAGCCGCAGCAGGUCCGUUACGAGCGGGCAGGUACGCUGAUCGAAGACCUCAAGAGCCUGAGGGAGGCAUCCGAGGCACUGGAGGUUCGUUGUUCACCAGAGCACAGCAAUCUGAUGCAUGCUCGGCGUGCUGACCGUGUUCGCUCACAGAAAGAAAUCGUCAGCCAGGCAGCGCCCGGCGGCCAAUCUCCCCUUUCCGAGCUCUGCUGGCGCGCAGAUCGGAUCGCGUACCUUUCCAUGCUGACGCUGGCCUACCGAAGCCUCCCACCGACGGACCCCUUCAUCUCGUCGUUUGCAGCGGGCUGCAUCGCCACGGCGCGCCAGGCCCUCGACGAGCAUGAGCAGUGCCUCAAAGCCCUGAGCCGGACGCAAACCGCCAAGACGUCGGCUUACAUUUCGCAGUCAACAGGGACAGCUAACGUUGGAGAUACCAGGUCCCUCCUGCAAACCCCCUUCGUGCCCUUCACCAUCCUGUUCUGCCACGCCAUCGAAACGGCAAGCAGGGCAGACCUCCAGGUCCUGCGCAGCUUCCUCGACACCCUCGAGGGCACGGCCUACUCGUCGCGCCACCUCUCGACCCAGAACCAGCUGCGCCUCUUCCAGGCCCUCUACAGCGUCGCCGUGCGCUACAUCUCGGUCCAGGAGAGCAGUUCCCUGCUGGCGGGCGCCUGGAGCACGGGAGGCGACGGGGAGGCGCCCGCGGGUCAGGCGUCGGCGCACUUUUCGAGUCAGAGCAUGGCGUCGGCGCAGGCGGCCGAGGAUCAGUUCAUGGCGAACCUAGGGCUGCAGGUUGACUCGUCGGGCAAUCCUCUGGCGAGCUGGUUUGCGAGGAAUCAGCAGCUGAUGAGGAUACUGGAAAACUCAUGA